GACUCAGCUUCCAGGGAAAUUAGUACAUGGCUUGACCUUACAAUAGCUCAAGCUCACGGCUCAGUUUGCACUGGUGUGGUGGUGAUGGUUUUUCUUUUUGUGUGUGUUUUUGUUUUUUGUUUUGGGAUGAUCUGACCAACUGAGCAAAUGCCCAUCUCACCUUUAUCACCGAGUUGCUCUAAGGCCUAUUUUUCCAAGAUGUCCUUUCUCUUGGUUUGGCCGCUGAUGCUAGCCAUCCUUCCCACCGGACAGAGUUGCACGGAGGAGAUGCUGGUGAAUAACAGAACAGCAUGUUGUCGCAUUUGCCCGCCUGGCUAUUAUAGUUUGGGAACCUGUAACGGCACUGAGACAACAACGAAUACUGCAAAGUACAGAUGUGAAAGAUGUUCUAAUGGCACAUACACUGAAAGACAAAACUUUAUUGAAAAAUGCCUUAUGUGCGCCCCAUGUCCUAACAAAAGAGGACAGAUGGUCAAAAAGCCCUGCAUGCACAACAGCAACACAGUUUGCACCUGCAAGGAGGGAUUCUUCAACAGAGGCUACCAUAACACUGAACUAUACUGCGUCAAAUGUUCAUUUAAGAACUGUGAACAUCCAAAUUGUGCUGAGAUGUGUCCACGGGUAUUAUGCAAGCAGGGCUUUUAUCAAGACAACAUGAAAAAUUGCCAGCCCUGCCUAAGACAAGAAUGCAUGCUACACCCAGAAUGUAAAAAGAAUUGUUCGACUACUACAUCGACAACUACAGCUACAACAACAUCUACAUCUGCAUCUGCAUCUGCAUCUGUGACUACAGUUUCAAAUGGCAAUUCACCAAAUCCCCAAAUCAAUCGAUUUAUAAACACUUCAGACUCCCAUGCAGCCAUGCUGAUCCUGCUGGUGGUUCUGGUCACUGUUCUGCUGCUAGUCAGCCUGUGGCUGUUCACCAAGACCUUGGUCCACAAUCCAGACAGGUGGCACUGCUGGUGGAGCUCCAACAAGGAGGGAACAUCUUCUGAGAGAUGCAAAUUCAAUGAACACCAGUGUCAUCAACCCAGCAGCGCGACCACACUGACACUGAACAUACAUGAAGAAAUUCCCUUGAUGUCUCACUGUCAGAGUCAAGCCAUAGCAGACCAUUCAUCCCACAUCACCCCACUUGUGCUGGACACAGAGGGCAGAGCCCUCAGACAAGAGAAGCCAUCUGAGCACUGGCCUGCCACCGUCCUCUAUGCCAUCAUUAAAGAGGUUCCUCUGCGUCGGUGGAAGGAGUUCUUGCGGCUACUUUCAGUGGCUGACCAAGAGCUAGAGCGGGUGGAACUGGAGGCUGGCUUGGGCGUGGGCUUUCUGGAGAAGCAGUACCAGAUGCUGAGGCUGUGGAGCCAGCGGCCUUCUGCAGCUCUGGACGACAUCUACGCAGCCCUGCACUACAUGAACUUAGCCGGCUGUGCCCAGCUGCUGCAGGAGAGCAUAGAGCAGCUGCAGUGGAAGAGCAGAAGUGAGGUUUCGCAGCCUUCAGAGGUUCAGCAGGCUGUGAUUUCACCAGGCCAGCGUAGGACAGUUGAGGCCAAGGCUGCACCUAAUGAACCGUGAACAUGUCCUUGAGGAGAGAGACAAUAGUUCAACCAUGGCUGCCAGUGCAUAGGACUAGAAACUUCAAACCGCAAACCACAAAAGACAAUGCUGGAUAUUGGCUGUAACAACAUUACAAGUGACCCAAGGCUGAAGAACAGAGAUAUCAAAUCAGCUGCUACUGGAUUCUGUUUUUUCUGACUUCUUUAUAUGGAUGAAUACGAUCAGAUGCAUGUAAGUAUAAAACGUUGCCUUUAUUAGGCCAAAACCAUAACAAGGCGUUUAUGGAACCAAGCCAUAAGACAUUUGUUUAUUUUGCUGGCAAAUGACUGUUUUAAAUGGAGAAUGUACGUAUAACAUGAUGGACUGGCUGCAGUGCAGCAUAAGCUGCAGAACUUGAGCUGGGAGGAGGGUUUUCCCCAGUGGCACAUGACAUUUUUGAGGCAUCUGUAAGAAUGACAUCAAGAUCACCUCACAGUUUGGCAGAACUGUACAGAGAAAGUGAAUGACUACUAACACUCUUCUUUCACUGAGCAGGGACUGUCACUUACACCCCCCUAAGUUCUCCAGUGACACCUCAUAGUGGGCAACAGUGCAGGGCUGUGGUUUUAGUUGGUAGUGCCCAGAUGUGAAUGUGUAACUGUAUGCAUGUGUGACAAACAGGAAUGUGCUGAAAAAGAGUACAUACUCUCAGCAAAGCUCCCGUGUAUAAAUUAACAAAUAACAAUAUUUUAUCUUCAGAAAUUAACCCACAGUAUGGGUUACAGGGUGUAUCCUAUUGUUUGGGUUCUGUUAGUAGAAGCUGGUGCUUCCCGUUGUUUCAACAUUCAACCUGUCAGAGUAAAAAAACUGUUCCAGUUUGAGUAUUUAAUGUGCACAUUACACUUCACAGGAAAUAUAGUCUAUAUAGAUGCCCAAAUAAAGUAUCUCAUUUGAUACUUUAUUUGGGCAUCUGAAACAUGAAUGUCUAGCAUUAGAUCUCAAACAUUACUUCAUUUAUGCACGUACUCUCACAAGGGAAGAAGAGUGAAAUCCCCGCAGGAUGUCAGACUUUCCUUCACAUAGAUGCAGCAGUAUAUUGGACUGCCACACAGCGCCUUUGUUUCCUCACCACACUUAUAUUCCAUUCAAGUCAGUGGUUUCACUGUUAUGAUGUUAGGGUAUCUCACUUUGAGAGUUUUUUGUUUGUAAAUUGUAUUACUGUCAGUAAAAAAAAAAAAAAAAAAACUUGGACACUCCAAAUGAUCGCUAUUUUUGUAUUUGUAUUUAAAUAGAGACCUGUUUUUUCUGUUACUGACCCCAGAGAGAUUUGCCUUUGUAUUGAUUUUUUAAAAUUAUUUUUCUUAUUUUGAAAUAAAUUCACUUAUGGACGCUUGCAUACUUUAAAAAUGUGGUUAUCAAAGUGAGGUCCGGGGUCCAGCUGGGCUCCCACAGGGAAGUCCAGAUGGUCAGUAGAAAAGAAAAAAAAAAAAGUUUAAUUUCACAUCUAGCGACUAGCUCAAUUACUUGCUGUGGCUAUUACUGUAUAAGGAUGACUAUUACAUCACAAAGAGUGUUUACAAGUUUUGCAUCAAAUCAAAUAUGGUAUAAAUAUCCAAUGUGUCUAAAUUAUAAAGCAUAAUUUAUAUCUUAAAUGCAGUUACACAUAUCUAUUUAGAGGGUUCUAGAUGUGAAAAGGUUUUGGAGCCCCUGCUUCAGGUGAUCUCAAGUGGAAUAUGGUGCUACUGCCAGAACUCAGGGUUUGAUUUCCAUUGAGCCCACCCAUACCAAAAAUGUAUGCAGUCAUGGUAUUGAAAUAUGCCUUGGGUAAACGCGACCACUAAGUGUUGUAUUUCCUGUGUGAAUAAAAAAAAG
This is a messenger RNA of Myripristis murdjan (pinecone soldierfish), 3402 nucleotides long. RefSeq names its product tumor necrosis factor receptor superfamily member 1A. Gene Ontology annotation, cellular component: signaling receptor complex; membrane raft. The record is from RefSeq and is a predicted model, not a curated record. The transcript is spliced from 10 exons. Lineage: Eukaryota; Metazoa; Chordata; Actinopteri; Holocentriformes; Holocentridae. Gene Ontology annotation, molecular function: tumor necrosis factor receptor activity; tumor necrosis factor binding. Gene Ontology annotation, biological process: inflammatory response; signal transduction. The coding region runs from base 148 to 1569 and encodes 473 amino acids.